AUGGAUUAUACGGUCUAUGAAGCAUGCAGUGAUAGAAUUAUAGACUCAGACAAUCGGGUGGUGAGCGCAGACGAAGUGCUGGCUCAGAAAGUUGGCGAGCUGGUGCCCAUCCCGUUCAAAACCCGGGAAGAUCUGGAAAUUGCAUCUGCGCAAGACCGCAAGGAUGGAUUGUUUGAAGGUGAAUUGGUGCCACGGAUGGAUCUGCGCGUGCUGCAUUACUUUGGCACACAGCUGGUUUUGCAGAAGUAUCCCCAUCUUGUAGGUGCUUUUGACGAGACUAGUCUUAUUGCGUUGGGGCUGGUGGUGGAAAAAUGGGUGAAGGAUAGCAUUGUCUCGAAGGAUGAGGUAGACAGAAAGAGGGGCGACGACGAGGAGACGGGGAAUCUGGGCAUAGGCGUCGGUCCCUCGCAGGUGAUUUGCAAAAAGGUAGACUACAGGCACUCGCCAUCGAAUAUAUGA
This is a messenger RNA of Zygotorulaspora mrakii, 459 nucleotides long. RefSeq names its product Rrn10p (gene RRN10). The record is from RefSeq and is a predicted model, not a curated record. The coding region runs from base 1 to 459 and encodes 152 amino acids. Gene Ontology annotation, molecular function: RNA polymerase I cis-regulatory region sequence-specific DNA binding. Gene Ontology annotation, biological process: nucleolar large rRNA transcription by RNA polymerase I. NCBI's taxonomy places the organism in Eukaryota, Fungi, Ascomycota, Saccharomycetes, Saccharomycetales, Saccharomycetaceae. The transcript has a single exon. Gene Ontology annotation, cellular component: RNA polymerase I upstream activating factor complex.